Molecule: messenger RNA, 1245 nt
Organism: Papaver somniferum (opium poppy)
Lineage: Eukaryota; Viridiplantae; Streptophyta; Magnoliopsida; Ranunculales; Papaveraceae
Exons: 4
Coding region: 1-1245 (414 amino acids)
Source: RefSeq, a predicted model, not a curated record
AUGGGUGAAGCUGAUAUUUCUCAAGCAAGUGUUGAACAUUCAGGAGCUAGAGGACACUUCCAAAAGAAAGCAAUGCAAUCUUCUUCAAUUGUUUCUAAUUUGCUCCCUAAGACUGUAGACCUUAAGAAGUCUACUAGAGAUAAUGAUUGUGUUUCUAAUGGAGGAAGAAUUUGGGUGGGAUGGGAUCCUUCUGUUAUGAAUGCUUCAGUUCUUCACAUUUCUUUUCAAGCUAUUUUUUUGGAAGUCUCUACCUCUAUUCAGAUGAAUUUCAUUGUAACUUUUGUUUAUGGGGACAAUUAUUAUAUGAAUAAGAGAAAUCUAUGGGCUUCUUUGGAAGCUUUUGCUGAGUUUAAUUCCAAUCAUUGGUUAGUGAAUUGUAUUCAGUCUUCUCAGCUAUUUGAUCUUCCUUUUACUGACUGUUUUUACACUUGGAAUAAUUGUCAAAUGGAUGGUAGUAUUAUCAGAUCCAAGAUUGAUAGAGUUAUUAUUAAUACUGAUUGGAUUCACCAUUUCAUUCUUUCCACCGCUGAAUUUUUGGUCCCAGGUAUCUCUGAUCACCGUCCCUGCAUUAUUUCUAUUUUUGAAAAAAGAAGACAUGGGCCACCUCCUUUCAUAUUUUAUAAUUUUCUUACUGAAGAACCAGAGUUUAUCCAAAUUGUUCAUCAAUCCUGGGAUGCUUCUAUUAGAGGUAAUCCUAUGUUCCAAUUGGUUUCUAAAGUUAAAAGAGUUAAACAAGAUAUUAUUCUUUGGAAGAAGGUGAGAUUCAAAAAACUCUCUGAUAGUGUUCUUAAAGAUAAAGAGGAUAUGGAGUGUGCUCAAUUUAUGCUUCAAAAUGAUCCUCUUAAUUCUGAACUAGCAAGGAGAGAAAGAGCUUAUGUAAGAAGUAAAAAUAAUAUAUUGUCUCUCUAUAAUGCUGAUGAUGUGAAAUUGGAAGAAGACAAUGAUAUUGCAGCAGAAUGUAUUACCUAUUAUACUGAGUUGUUUAACCCUCAAGAGGACUGUAAUUUCAAUGAAGAUUGGUUUUCAGGCAUUGAGUUUAACAGUUGUAUACAACAGAUUGAUGUGCCUGAUCUAGUCAAAGAAGUUACUAGAGAAGAAGUGGUUUUUGCCCUGGCUUGUAUUGGUUCUAACAAGGCAUCUGGACCUGAUGGGUUCUCAAGUCAUUUCUUCAAAGCUAGCUGGGAGGUGGUUGGAGAUGCUUUUGUUGCUGCAAUUCAAUUUUUUUUCAUAGCUCAAAGUUAUUAA